Rotaria sp. Silwood2 is the source of this 489-nucleotide messenger RNA. NCBI's taxonomy places the organism in Eukaryota, Metazoa, Rotifera, Eurotatoria, Philodinida, Philodinidae. The record is from the annotation of a GenBank genome assembly.
AUGGCAUGGAAGCUGAAAUUACAACCAACAAAAACGGAAUUGAUACACUAUAGUCCACAUCCAAGGAAGAAAUAUAAAAAUCCAGUAUCAAUUAAAGAAGAAGAUACAACUGUUCGACUACUCGAUUCAACAAGAUAUUUAGGUGUUAUAAUCAACAAAAGACUAAACUGGAGAUGUCAUCUACAUCACAUUGAAUCAAAAAUUGCUGAUCGAAUUAGUGCUUUACGCUAUCGAUCAAUAUCAGCUCCAAAUCCAAAUCCAAAUGGCAAGACCAUGUUAAAUAUCUACAAGGCAAUAACAAGAACAAUUCUAAUAUAUGGAUUUCCGGUUCUACUCACAGCUAAUGAAAAUGUAUGGCAACGUCUUCAGAUUAUUCAAAAUAAAGCAAUUCGUGCUGCUCUAGAACUGCCAAUCUAUACGUCUGUAGAAUACAUCCAUACACUCAGCAAUAUUCUCAAAAUCAAAGAAUAUGCAACAAAAUUACUCUAA